Messenger RNA from Fusarium verticillioides 7600, 1434 nucleotides. RefSeq lists its product as hypothetical. The record is from RefSeq and is a predicted model, not a curated record. Lineage: Eukaryota; Fungi; Ascomycota; Sordariomycetes; Hypocreales; Nectriaceae. The transcript has 3 exons. Gene Ontology annotation, biological process: regulation of alternative mRNA splicing, via spliceosome; mRNA cis splicing, via spliceosome. Gene Ontology annotation, cellular component: U2-type prespliceosome; catalytic step 2 spliceosome; U2 snRNP. The coding region runs from base 31 to 1434 and encodes 467 amino acids. Gene Ontology annotation, molecular function: RNA binding.
UUUCCUCUUUCUCAGCGCGUCCUCCUCACAAUGGCAGCCGUAACAACCAACGGCGAUGCCGCCGCCAACGCUCUCGACGACAUUAAGCCACCCGCUGGAGUAGUCCUUCCUCCUCGCGAGAUUCGAAACGUUCUUGAAAAGACAGCCGGCUAUGUAGCGCGAAACGGCGCCGUCUUCGAAGAUCGCAUUCGCGAAAAGGAACGAUCAAACCCGAAAUUCAGCUUUCUCAACCCUUCCGAUGCCUACCAUCCCUUCUACCAAUGGCGACUAGAUGAGGUCAAGAGUGGACGUGGUACAGCGAUCGCUGCUGGUCGCGUGGGCGAACCCGCGGCCGAGGCUCCCAAGCCUCAGGGACCCCCGAAGCCUGCCGAUUACCUGUUCUCCGCGCGAACGCCUCGCAUCAACCGAAAGGAUCUGGAUGUGAUUCAACUAUCGGCUCUCUUUGUAGCAAAGAAUGGACGACAGUUUAUGACACAGUUGGCUCAGCGCGAAGCUGGUAACCCGCAAUUCGGCUUCCUCAUCCCUAACCACACUCUCCACAACUUCUUCCAGCAUAUUAUCGACCAAACGCAACUUUAUUACGUGCAAGCGGCCUCGGCGGAGACAAUCACUUUCAACGAGGCUGAUGAGCACGCCAACCUCCCACCUCCCACCAACCUGUCCGAUCUUCAGUACGCUUCGCUCGAAGACCGCAACAAUGCGUCCAUCAGCGCCAGCCUUAGAAUUGAGGAAGCAAUGCCUGACGAGGACACGACCUACAACGCAUACCCCAAUCAACCCGCCCCCUAUCCCAUCGCCCCUCAACAGCCAGCCUACCAACCCGCACAAAUGCCACCUCCUGUGCAGCCGUACUCCCCUGUUCCACAAGCGCAACCACAGCAACCGCAGCGAUCAGCCCAAGAGGAAGAAGAGGAGCGCCGUAUUCAGGAGCGUGCAGAGCAGCAAGCACGAAAGCAACAGGCUACUGCUGAAGCACGUGGCGGUGCUCCUCCGAUGAAGAUCAAGGAGAACUACGUACCUCGUGCCGCACAGAAGGCUGCCAACAGACAGGGUGCCCAGACAGCGCUAUGCCCCAACUGUAAACAGCAAAUCCCUAUGAAUGAGCUUGAGGCUCACAUGCGAAUCGAACUUCUCGAUCCUCGCUGGAAGGAACAGAAGGCCAAGGCGGACACACGCUACGCAUCCUCCAACACGAUACAUGUCGAUGUCGCAAACAACCUCAAGCGACUUGCCAGCCAGCGUAGCGACGUUUUCGAUCCUGUCACUGGACAGGCCAUUUCUGAAGAUGAACUAGCACGCCGAAAGAAGGCUGCCAUCCACAGCUACGAUGGCGCCAUGGAUGCCAAGAGCCAAGCACAGCUGGGUCAUAUGCAGAACGUUAACGUCGAAGAUCAGAUCCGCGCUAUUCACCAAAAGUUCGCUGACAAGAGGUGA